This is a messenger RNA of Apis cerana (Asiatic honeybee), 1762 nucleotides long. Its product is annotated as odorant receptor 13a-like. Gene Ontology annotation, biological process: sensory perception of smell; detection of chemical stimulus involved in sensory perception of smell. Gene Ontology annotation, cellular component: plasma membrane. Gene Ontology annotation, molecular function: olfactory receptor activity; odorant binding. Lineage: Eukaryota; Metazoa; Arthropoda; Insecta; Hymenoptera; Apidae. The record is from RefSeq and is a predicted model, not a curated record.
UUAACAUCUUCCACUCGGCAACGACAAAAAUUUCCAACAAUAUUCCAUUUCCUUUCUAUAAAAUCCAAACGAUAUCUAACAUCUUACUAUCGUACACACGUAGCUCACUCAAAAGGUUUCAACUAUAAUCCACAGCGCUAUAAUUCAUACGUUACGUGUCUCAUUAAUAAUACAACAUAAAGUGUGACAAUCAUUUCUCCUGACUUCGUAUCAUUUGGGAUGUUUUCGUCGAAAAGAAAGGAACAAGAAAUGAGGCAAAUACAAACCGUGCAUGCAAGAACGAUGAAAAUAAAAGGAAUUGACAAGUUAUCAAUCCCUAUUAAAUUAUUAAUUAUUAUCGUGGUUUAUACUCGUUUAAUGUUACGCGUGGGACGAUACACGAGAGGCACGUUGAUCAGUCAUCAUGCAAAGGGAAAGCCAGUUGGAUAUAUCGAUGAACUUGUCGACAUUUUUCUUAAGGAAUGUUGGAGUAUGGAUGUCUGAUAAUCCUAAUGAACAACGUCAGAUCAAGAUGUUGCUCAUCAAUACAACUUGGAUCUUGUUGUCUGGCAUAGUCAUCAAUGGCAGGGAUUUGUAUUUCACAUUGUUGUACGACGGCGAUAUUCUUUAUUCUAUAACGAAUAACAUAACUAUGAUAAUGGCUUUAAUAAAAAUAUGCAUCAUACUGAUAUAUAAAGGAAAAUUUUUAAAUCUAAUUGUGUACAUGCAACAAAAUUUUUGGAACGUUAACUACGAUUAUCGUGAAAAAGAAAUUUUGGACGAUUGCAGAAAAACUUGCAUUUUCUUCGUCUCCUCUCUUACCACCAUGGUCAUAUGCGCUAUGAUAUCUUAUCUAAUAAUACCAUUCAUUGCACAAAAUGGAAACAAUGAAUCCGAGAGAAUGCUUCCGUUCAAUAUGUGGAUAAAUUUGCCAUUAUCAAAGACUCCUUAUUACGAAAUAAUGUUUCUUAUACAAGCAAUGUGCGUAUAUUACAUUGGAGUCGCCAGUUUCUGUUUCGACAAUGUCUUCUGCAUCAUGGCCGUACAUUUGGCAGGGCAAUUUCGCAUUCUCCAGUACAGGCUUACGAAAUUAUGCGACGUAGAAUGCGAGAUGUAUAAAAAGGAUUCGAUACUGACGAACCGAAUGCCGAAAUUUUACGAGAAAUUUAGGAAAUGCGUCCAACAUCACCAGGCAUUGAUCGAUUUCUAUCAAAACCUCGAGAACGUGUAUACCAGGAUUGCGUUUGGAGAAAUGUUGGUAUAUAGUAUAUUAAUUUGUCUAUUCGGAUAUCAAGUUUUAGUGGCUACCGCUUCUUUCGCCAGACGCUCCAUUUUUGUCUUUCUGUUAAGUGGCUCGACGUUUUUAUUAUUUAUGGUCACCUACAGCUGCAACGGCGUGAUAGAGCACAGUGACAACGUCGCUAUAGGAGCUUACUCGGCACUGUGGAUGAUUAUACCGAUGGAGAAAUUUGGGAAAACGCUUCGAAAAGAUCUGAUAAUGGUGAUUAGACGAUCCAGACGAGUUUGUUGUCUGACCGCGAAUGGAUUUUUCCCUGUGUCGUUAGAAUCGUAUACUAAAAUUUUAAGUACAGCGCUGUCGUAUUUCACAUUGCUCAGUAAUCGCGUGGAAACCGCAAAUGACGCGUAAUUAAUAACAAAACUUUUCAAUGAAACAAGUGAACAAAGAAAUGUAACGAAGGUGCAUAAUUUUUUCGAAAUAAUGUAACGAUAUUGUAUUAUUAAUCAUUAUGAUUAAUCGUAAUAAAAUAAUGAAUAAUCACAA